Messenger RNA from Laccaria bicolor S238N-H82, 948 nucleotides. RefSeq lists its product as uncharacterized. Gene Ontology annotation, molecular function: GTP binding. The transcript has 3 exons. The coding region runs from base 1 to 948 and encodes 315 amino acids. The record is from RefSeq and is a predicted model, not a curated record. Lineage: Eukaryota; Fungi; Basidiomycota; Agaricomycetes; Agaricales; Hydnangiaceae.
AUGGGAAACGGUAUAAAGAACAUUACCCCUGCUGAUAUUCUCGUUUUUGUCGUUGGUCCUACGGGCGUUGGCAAGAGCAGGCUAAUCAACCACUACACUAACGAACGUCUAGCGAAGACCAGCAAUGGCCUGGAUUCGUGCACACAAAAUCUCGAGCAUUUCCCCAUUCCACUUGAAGGGCCUGAACGCCUCAUCCUCGUUGACACGCCUGGUUUCAAUGCUACCAGUAGUACCAGCGAUUCAAAAAUCCUGGACUGCAUUCAACGUUGUUGGAAGGCUCAGUUAGUACCUCUUAGUACCUCACUCACUUCCUUACCGCAUCGCCCUAAUGCUUCGCAAAGCUGUGGAGCUGGAAAGACGUGUGGUGGCCUCAUUUACCUCCACGACGUGGAUCGCCAAUGGGAGGCGGUUUCCAAAGAUCUUGAAGGCCUUCAGAAAAUUUUCGAGAAGAAGAACCUUCGAUUUGUCGUUUUUGCUCCGACGUCUGUUAGUCUUACCCCCGAGGCACUCAAGAGACGCAAAAAUCAAAAUUUCGGGGCGGAUUCGAGUCAGCGUACAGAAUUGAGUAACCAGGGGGCAGUAGUUUUCGACAGGCUUCUCGACUCACACGCGUCAGCCGAGGAGUUGGUUGGGAUAGCUCUCAACAGGGCCAAGGAAGAGCAGCGCAUUCUGCUAGCCGAGGAGCUGGAAGAACUUGGAAAGGUGCUCUCCGGGCAUCCUAGGAAGGAACUCAAGAAGACAUUUGAUGAGAUUGUCGAGCGUUACGAGGUCCUGGCCAACUGUGGUGCUGCUCUAUCCACUUCCGAGGCCGCAGAGAUACGAGCUAAGAUCGGCAUGGUGUUUGGGCAGCUCCGCGGGAAAACCAGUGUGAAAGACCGUAUCUUGAAAAUUUUCGGUGAGACCUCAGGCUUUGUCCCGCUAUCUCGAUUGCAAGUGAUUCUCAACUAA